UCCACCACCAUUAACUCUAACACAAUUACAUUAUAAUGCAUCGACUCAAUAUAGUCCAAAAGAAGUUAAACAUAUGGAUGAUAUUUCUACUCAAACUAUUCUAAAUAAAUUUCAUGAUGUUUCAACACAAUUUAGUUCGAUUGAAAUAAUAAAUAAUUCCGAUAAUUUUAAUCUCGUAAAUCAAUUAAUACCAAAAAAGAAUCAAUAUAAUGAUCCUGUUUAUGUUAAUAUAUCUCCUCAAUUAAGUCCACAAGAAAAUAAAUCUAAACAUACAAAUAUUUCAACUCAAGUUAUUGAAGAUCAACGAAAUACACUUAUGAAUGAAUUAAAAGAAGUUUUCACAAUACCUAAAGAAGAGCUAGAUAGAAAAUCUCCUCCUAAUCAUACUGUACGAAGUCUUGUUUCAAUGUUCGAAACAACAACACCAGCUAAUAAACUUCAUAUAAACAUUCCAAAUAAUAAAACAUCAAUAAAAUCUAUUACAAACGAUUCAAAAAUUUCCAAUUCAUCAAAUAAGGAAAAUGAAAAAAUUCCUUCAUCGAUAAAUGAUGAUGUAAUUGAACAAUAUGUAAAUGAAGUCGUAUCAAAUAUAGUUGAUAAUGCUAUUUUAACAGCAGCAAUAGAAACAACAAGUUAUUCUAAUGAACAACAGCAACAACAACAGCAACUACAACGACGUUUUUCAUUUUAUAGUAAUGGUGGUGGACAUGGAAAAAGUUUAUUAUUUCAAUCAAAUACAUUUGUACCAACUAUUGAUAUAAUUAAACACGAUACAGAUGAAAAUUUCCGGGGUAUUUCAAGUGAAUUCUUUUCAUCUGAAAUAAUUCCUUCUUCUUUUUCAAAUUAUCCACUAGUUGAAUCUCAAGCAUCGAAUGUAUUAAUAAACGAUGCUGUAAUACCUAAUGAAUCUCAACAUACAUUAAUCGUUGGUCGAUAUAUAAAUGGUGACGAAUCGAAUCGAUCAAAAAUAAAAAAACAACGUAGUUUUAUUUACGAUACGAAUAAUAACAAUAAUGAUUCAAGUUCAUUAUCAUCGUUUGAUGAUGAACAACCUGAUCAUCAACAAUUUCUUUCUAAUAGUCAACUUUUUUCUGCACAUGAAUUAUAUAUUCGACCAUGGCUUGUAAGACGAGCAACAGCACCUGAUAUUCAUUGUCUUGAUAAUGAUAUUAAUGAUACAUAUGUUGAAAUAAUACCAAUAGAUUCCAUCGAUACAUAUUUUAAUAUUUUUCCAAGUAAUCCUGUUCUCGAUUUAGCUACACAUUAUACUUGUUUAAUAACAAUUUUACUUUAUCUUCAUGAUGUUCAUGAUGAAUAUUCAAAUGAAAUUUUAUAUGAUGAACUUGAUCAAAUACAUAAACAAAUAAUAGAUUCACUAUUACCAUCACCAAUUGCUCCGACAUCCAAUGUAUUUCAAACAACAAAUCAAGAUGGAAGUAAACGUUAUCGUACUGGAUUUGUUCUUGAUAUAAAUUCACCUAAUACAUUAAUUCGACCUAAACUAUAUGCAAAACAAAUUGAAUGGAAACAUGUUAAAAUUAUUAUACGACGUUUUAGAAAAAAAUAUCAACAUUAUAAACAAAUAAUAAAAAAUGAUAAGAAAACUAAAUCGAAUCAAUUUAAUAUUGAAAAUUAUUUAAAAUAUUUUGAUUCGACAUCUAAACGUCGCAUGAUAAAAUAUGCGAAACAUUAUGCAGAAAAAUUAUAA
Molecule: messenger RNA, 1708 nt
Organism: Adineta steineri
Lineage: Eukaryota; Metazoa; Rotifera; Eurotatoria; Adinetida; Adinetidae
Source: the annotation of a GenBank genome assembly